Striga asiatica is the source of this 630-nucleotide messenger RNA. Lineage: Eukaryota; Viridiplantae; Streptophyta; Magnoliopsida; Lamiales; Orobanchaceae. The record is from the annotation of a GenBank genome assembly.
AUGGAAGAACUCACAACCACCCCCGAGUCAUCACUCAUAUCUACAGUUGCCACAAGGCCCCCAACCUUCCCUUUCGUGGGCCCCACGUCAUCAUCCCGAGUCGAGUCCUCCUCCGCGGCCCCUUGCAACUGCAGGGCACACUCCAAGUGCCACAACACGUCCCCCAUACUCGGCCGAUCCACCCCAUACUCGGCCAAACACUUCUCAGCCGCCUCCACAAACUUGCUCAAAGACUCCCCACAAAUAGUCCCCGCAAUAACCGGGUCAACAAUUUUCCCUAUCUCGCCCCUGGCAUUUUUCCUCCGGGCCCACUCGGCCAAGUUCACCUGCUCCCUCGGCAGGCCCGGGUCAAGCGCGGGCCUCGCGCACAGCACCUCGAACAACACGACCCCAAACGAGUACACGUCCGACUUCUCAGUCAGCUGCUGCCGCCUAAAAUACUCCGGGUCGAGGUACCCGAAACUACCCUUCACAGCCGUGCUGACAUGCGUCUGGUCUAGCGACCCGGGCCCGGCCCUCGAAAGCCCGAAAUCCGAAACCUUAGCCACAAAAUUCUCAUCGAGAAGAAUAUUCGUCGUCUUCACGUCCCGGUGGAUUAUACUCCCCUGCGCCGAACCCGUGUGGAGGUAA